CUGGGUAGUCCUCAGCUGCCAGCAUCUGAUUAAAACCAUAUCGCUCGCUGUGAGUGGCUGACUAAUCUCAAGGCGAGAGUGCAACCGCAUAUUUAACCGGGGCCCCGGUCCCAGCCAGGCUACGGGCUGCGCUCAUCGGAACAUGCACGGAGCGGCACGGAUCUAGCCCAUGAAAAUCACCUUUCCCUGUUUCUCACUACUGGUUGAAUAUGAUGAAGACAGCCGGACUAUGUUCCACAUCAGUGCUAACAUCAGUAUACAUGGUUAAAACUGGAGGUGAAUAGUUCCCAAGCUGUCUGUGCACUUUCUUCUACCACUUGCCUUCAAGCAGCCUACAGUGAACGUAACUGGCCACAAUCCCAUCAUGUCUGCUGAAGCUGAAACUGCUGCUACCAACAGCCAGCCCGAACAACAGGCUCCACCAAAGGCACAAUCUUCAAAGAAGGAAAAAAAGAAAGGGCCAGAAAAAACAGAUGAAACCCUCUUGGCUAGAUUCAAAGGUGAUGGUGUAAAAUACAAGGCUAAACUGAUUGGCAUAGAUGAUGUUCCUGAGGCAAGAGGAGACAAAAUGAGUCAGGAUUCAAUGAUGAAGCUGAAGGGAAUGGCAGCAGCAGCCCGUUCCCAGGGUCAACACAAACAGAAGAUCUGGGUAAACAUCUCCCUCUCUGGAAUCAAGAUUAUAGAUGAGAAAACUGGGGUCAUAGAGCAUGAGCACCCAGUAAACAAAAUCUCCUUUAUUGCUCGGGAUGUAACAGACAAUCGUGCCUUCGGCUAUAUAUGUGGAGGAGAAGGCCAGCACCAAUUUUUUGCCAUAAAAACAGCCCAACAGGCUGAGCCUCUGGUUUCUGAUCUUAAGGACCUCUUCCAACUAAUUUAUAAUAUGAAGAAGAAGGAAGAAGAAGAAAAGAAAAAGAGUGAAGAAGCAAGUAAGACUGAGAAUGGUGGUGAAGAACUGCCUGCUGAUCAAGCUGACAAGGCGAAACUGGGAGUUGACCAGAUGGACUUGUUUGGGGAUAUGUCAACACCCCCUGAUAUGAGCAGCCCCACAGAGGCUAAAGAGAUUCUGUUAGUGGAUUUUAAUUCUGAAAUUGAGACCAAACAAACCUUUGCAAAAGAGGAUCUCUUCUUGAAUGGCAUCACAGCCUCUCUUCCACAACCAAAGGCACAGACACCCUUCUUGCCUGAGAGUUCUUUCUCUACCAAUCUCAGCUUCUUUCCUACACCUAAUCCAAACCCUUUCAGUGAUGAUCCUUUCACACAGCCAGCCCAAUCUACACCACCUUCAUUUGAUUCUCUAAAAUCUGAUCAGAAGAGAAGUCCAACUACAUCAGGGGGUAAUGGUGCUUCAAACAGUGAUAUUGACUACUUUGAUAAACAGUUUGACCAGAUCUCUAAUAGAACUGGCAAACGAGAAGCACUAACAUGCCUGUGGCCACUUGAGAGUAAGUCACCUGCAGCAAGAAUUCCCAAUGUGAUACCAGAGAGAGAACGGAAUGGCUUUCUUGAAGUCCCAACAAAACUGGUUGUGGAAGGUGCUUGCAAAGGAACAUCUCUGCAGAAUGGAGUAAAGCUGGAUUCUGAAAACAAUAUACAAUUCAUGCCACAUGAGCCUAUAACAAUUAGCCCACCACCACAGAGUACCAAGCCAGGAAGAGGAAGGAGAUCUGUCAAGACUGCAUCGAAUGACUUAUUCAGCUCAGACUUCUUUGUGCCAUCUACGGAGAGCCUUAACUUGAGCUCAGGGUCACAGGCAGGAGCUCAGCUAACUAGUCCACUGGACCUCUUCAAAACAAGUUCUACCAUAGCAUCUCCACUGGCUGGUCUAGGUGGUUUGCCAGUCACUUCAUCACCAUGGACCCCGCAAACAGUUUCCUUCACUCAGGCUACAUCAGUCUUCCAUGGGUCUAUGAUGUCUGCGCAGUCUCCAGGAUUUAAUCAACCACUUGCCUUUGGUACUCAAGGAGUGCCAGGCUGGAACCAAUCUUCAUCCUUUGGUGCCACAUCCACUCAGGCUUCUGGUCUCUGGCCGCAGGCAGCACAAGUUCCACCUAGUUCUUGGGCACAGCCAACCAGUGCUGUAAAUCCCUUCCAGAGCAGUGUGUUCACAUCUCCAACGCUACCAGCUCAGACAGCCUCGGCUCUGCCCUCCAUGUCAACAGCAGCUAGCCCACCUCAGCCACCACCCAGAACUACACAGCAGAAGGAGCUGUCCAAGAAAGAGAGCGAUGCAUUCAUUGCUCUGGAUCCACUUGGGGAUAAAGAAAUGAAGGAUGUCAAGGAAAUGUUCAAAGAUUUCCAGCUGACAAAGCCACCUGCAGUACCAGCAAGGAGAGGAGAGCAGCAAAGCCCUUCAGAACCACCAAAGCCUGUUCCUCGGCAAAGUGAGCUGCCAGCUGAUGGCCUGUUUGCAAGUCAAGAUAAAACAGACCCUUUCGCUGCCUCAUCUAAGGAAUCUCAGAAUCCACCUUCUGGUCCUUUUGGUCAUGAAUUUGGCGACCCAUUUGCAUAGAUCAGGCAUAACCAGAAAAGGACAAAUGGAAUAACUGGACCUCUUCUCAACGUGAUUUUUCUACGUGUUUCACUUUGCUGUCUGCUAUUCUUGCUGUUGUUUCAUGAUGUCUGCAAUCUAAAAUAUAUCCAGGUGGAUUGAAGCAUGGACCCUCAAAGAACAUGCUGUGAAGAUGAUAAUUCAGGGCAAAGCAAAUGGGGAUAUUGACUCACGCUGAAAACCCAAAUUCAAAUUGGUGGAUGUUACCUUUAGUUUAGUUCUUUGCACUCCUCUACAGAGAGAUUGGCAGCACUGAGUAAUGUGUCUUGUACCAUUUCCCUUUAUAUGGCACUUACUGUCCCAAAAUAGAGGAACUUAAUGUACCUAGGGGAGAGUUGUUGCCUUUGCAUAAGGGUGUUGAAUUAGUAGCUAAAACUCCACACAUUUAAACAACUAGGUCAGUUGCCCAUUAUGACAGCAGCAGCCAGUUGUAAAGUGGAUGCUACUCAAUUCUAACUGGUGACUAGACAGAUGACUUGGUCUUCUAGCCACAAAAAUUUAACUAUGUGUAGAGGAAAAUAAUAUUACUCUAUUUAACUAAAAGUAUCAUUCCACCAUAAAUGUGUCAUUAAGGGACUGCGGGGUCUGUAACAGCGCUGCUGAAGCCCUGAAUACUAGAGGCCUACACUGUAAGCUGCAAAACUUCUUGCAGAACAUUUAGGUAGUUGUGGACACUAACUGUUGUCUUGGUGCUAAUAUGGCAGUUUUCAGGGAGGGAAAUCUACUAGGAUUACUUUUCUAUUAAGGUGGCUUGGCAAACAAGUCAAACAGGAAGGUAGGGUUCUUGCUUACAUCUCAGUGAAUCCCUGAUGUGCUGAUGAAGUUUGAGUUGUCAUGGUGUAGUGGGGUAUGUUUCCAGCAUGGUAGGAAACAAAAACACCAAAAUAGCUUCACUCCAUGCCUAGGUUCCUUGUGAACAGAUGCACCAUCUCUGUGCUAUUAAUGUGAGGUAGUACUCUAUCUUUUGGAAAGCAUGCCUCUUCUCAAGAGCCUCUUUACUAACAGGGUUUUGAACCAGUUACAACUGCCUGUAACAGCUACAUUCUUGGCCAGUGGUGAUGACUGAUGUGUCAGAAGUUUUUCUGUUAUUGUUAAGUAUAAACUUGAAAUGUUAUUGUUAAAUCAAAUGCCUAAGCUGUUGCUAAACUGGAGAGCUAAGAAAGUCAACUUGAAUACAGCCUUAGUAUCCAAUUCAGCCAGUCAUGCAAUUAGUUGUGUAUACAAACUUCUCUUGCACUUUCUGUAAUGCAAAAAAAAAAAAUUUUAAAAAAUAAAAUCACAAAUUUAAGUAUUUGUCUCAAACUGGAAAUGUAGAAACUUAUUGAUGUUACACUGUUAUAUAAAACUGUAGUAUCUGUUACUUAAUGACAUUAAAAAGAAGCAGCUCUUCAUACCAAAUAAGCAUCAGUGUGGCUGUUAAUUCUGCCUUCUGUUAAGUCAGUCUUGUGGUCUAGUUGACAUCAGAAGUUCAAAGCCUGCUAAAAAGCAUUCCUCACAGCUUCUGUAGCUGUUUGAAGAAAGUGUCUUUCUUUGUAACUUCUUACAUUGGAGCUGUUCAAAAAAUGCUGCGCCAUAUUAAGAAAUAAAAUCUCCAAGUGAUUUAGUAGAAACUGUCACUAGAACUUUGUCCCUUGGGCUGCUCAGCCUGAGCUUGUUGCUGCUAAAGAUGCUUUCCUGCUUCUUUCUGCAGACCCAUGGGAGCUAAGUACUUAAAUUGCAUUGCACUCAGAAGUUUCAAUAAUGCACCUUCUGUAUUCCAGCUUUGCAGGAGAUCUAAAGUGAUGCUGGGAAAUCUCAGAACAUCUUGAGUUCAGAGGAAAUUAUAUAACUCCUUCAACAGAGAUGGCUAUAAAAAUAAUAAAUCUGUUAUUAAA
Parus major (Great Tit) is the source of this 4422-nucleotide messenger RNA. RefSeq names its product DAB adaptor protein 2 (gene DAB2). Gene Ontology annotation, cellular component: plasma membrane. Lineage: Eukaryota; Metazoa; Chordata; Aves; Passeriformes; Paridae. The transcript is spliced from 17 exons. The record is from RefSeq and is a predicted model, not a curated record. Gene Ontology annotation, biological process: negative regulation of canonical Wnt signaling pathway; receptor-mediated endocytosis; positive regulation of endocytosis. The coding region runs from base 365 to 2509 and encodes 714 amino acids.